This is a messenger RNA of Ctenopharyngodon idella (grass carp), 2184 nucleotides long. It is a transcript of the gene fzr1b, whose product is annotated as fizzy/cell division cycle 20 related 1b. The record is from RefSeq and is a predicted model, not a curated record. The coding region runs from base 317 to 1771 and encodes 484 amino acids. Gene Ontology annotation, molecular function: anaphase-promoting complex binding; protein binding; ubiquitin ligase activator activity. Gene Ontology annotation, cellular component: anaphase-promoting complex. Gene Ontology annotation, biological process: anaphase-promoting complex-dependent catabolic process; positive regulation of ubiquitin protein ligase activity; positive regulation of anaphase-promoting complex-dependent catabolic process. The transcript has 15 exons. Lineage: Eukaryota; Metazoa; Chordata; Actinopteri; Cypriniformes; Xenocyprididae.
GAAUUAUACUAUUUUACCUCAGCUGAUUUGCUCGCCAUCUUGACAUGAACAUAAACAUUGAUGCCCUCUGCUCAAUGAUCGUACUAUUACCUCCAAAGACCGAAAAAUUGACACCACAUUACCAAAACAGCCUUAAUCCUUUGUCGCAGCAUCGAGAAAACGGGAACUAAAUGUGUAGGCAAUCAUUGCGCACGUAGCUGAACAUACAUGUCAGUAUAAUGUGGGUUUCUUGAGCACUUGGUUGAGGGAUGGGAGACCUCGGAGGACCCCCAUCUGCAGAGUGAGGGAGAGAGUCUAACUGUAGGUUACAGUAGAAAUGGACCAGGACUAUGAAAGACGCCUGUUAAGGCAAAUCAACCACCAGAACGUCCCGGAGGGCCACCUGUCCAAGUCAGGGUAUGCAGCGUGCAGUCCGGUUACGGUGAAAUCAGGAGACAGGUUUAUCCCCACACGUGCUGGGAGCAACUGGAGCAUAAACUUCCACUAUGCCAAUGAGAACUGUUGGUCACCCAAUCAGAAUCAGCGAGCGAAGGAUGCUAGUACAGACACCGGGAAAGAUGCUGUGGCGUAUGCUGCACUGCUAAGGAAUGAGCUGUUGGGAGCAGGAAUCGAAACCGUGCCUGAUCCUCACACAGAUGAUCGUCGACACACCAUUCUCACACAGGACACACACAGCCUCUUCAGGUACACCAUCUACACAAAGAGAGUGCCUUUUGACAAUGAAAUCUCCCCCUAUUCCCUCUCUCCUCUCAGUAACAAAAGUCACAAACUAUUGCGUUCACCCCGUAAGCCAGCACGCAAGAUUUCCAAGAUCCCGUUCAAGGUUCUUGAUGCCCCAGAGUUGCAGGAUGACUUUUACCUCAACUUGGUGGACUGGUCAGCUGGAAAUCUCUUGAGUGUUGGUUUGGGGGCUUGUGUUUACCUGUGGAGUGCCUGUACCAGCCAGGUGACGCGGUUGUGUGACUUAUCUGUGGAUGGCGAUUCUGUGACAUCAGUGUGCUGGAAUGAAAGGGGAAGUCUGGUGGCUGUAGGGACUCAUAAGGGAUUUGUUCAGAUUUGGGAUGCAGCUGGAGGGAGGAAGUUGACCAGUUUGGAGGGACAUUCAGCACGCGUAGGAGCACUUGCGUGGAAUGGAGAGCAGCUGUCGUCGGGUAGCCGGGACAGAGUGAUUCUACAAAGGGACGUGAGGACACCUCCUCCUGUGGAGAGACGUCUCCAGGGCCACAGGCAGGAAGUGUGUGGCCUCAAGUGGUCACCUGACCACCAGCACCUCGCCUCUGGAGGGAACGAUAACAAGUUAUUAGUGUGGAACAGCUCCAGCCUGCUCCCCGUACAGCAGUACAGCGAUCACUUGGCAGCUGUGAAGGCCAUCGCCUGGUCUCCUCACCAGCACGGCCUGCUGGCCUCCGGAGGGGGAACGGCUGACCGCUGCCUUCGCUUCUGGAACACUCUGACCGGACAAGCAUUACAGAGUACCGACACCGGCUCACAGGUCUGCAACCUGGCCUGGUCCAAACACGCCAACGAGCUGGUCAGCACACACGGCUACUCUCAGAACCAGAUCCUGGUGUGGAAAUACCCAUCACUCACCCAGGUGGCCAAGCUCACAGGACAUUCGUACCGAGUGCUUUACUUGGCGGUGUCUCCGGACGGUGAGGCCAUUGUAACGGGAGCAGGAGACGAGACACUGAGGUUCUGGAAUGUCUUCAGCAAAACACGCUGCACCAAGGAAUCCAAAUCAGUGUUGAACCUGUUCACCAGGAUACGGUAAUUCACAGAAGUCCAUCCAAUCACGUGAACGAAUGAAAGCCUUGAACUCUGUUCUGUGUCCUUACUUCAACUCUAGACCACUGACAGAGAGAGAGACCCCAGCACUUCCUCUACUCUCACUUUUUUUAUUGAGCAGAUUUCUGUUUUACCCCAUAAAAAUGAGUGAGGGCUUGUUGUUUAUGUUAAGAUUCAGUCAGUUCUUCUUAUUAUUGUACAUUGUGGAUGUCCAAACAGAUGUGCUAUUGUAUACGUAGAAGUAUUAAUAGAGAAAUGAACCUAUAUGACCUGUAUUGUCAUUAUCAUGACUUCAGUCAUGAGGUUAUACAGAAAUGGCUUAUGAAAAUUUACAUAUUUUAUAUGUGUGUAUCAAAACAGAUCAUGAAAUCUGUGAGAAAUAAAUACACUUAACACUAA